Molecule: messenger RNA, 911 nt
Organism: Octodon degus (degu)
Lineage: Eukaryota; Metazoa; Chordata; Mammalia; Rodentia; Octodontidae
Gene: Eaf2
Product: ELL associated factor 2
Exons: 6
Coding region: 40-828 (262 amino acids)
Biological process (GO): regulation of transcription elongation by RNA polymerase II; positive regulation of DNA-templated transcription
Cellular component (GO): super elongation complex
Molecular function (GO): transcription elongation factor activity
Source: RefSeq, a predicted model, not a curated record
GGUGGCAGAUGGUGGCGAAGUCGGAGCCGGGGAAGAGUUAUGAAUGGACCAGCAGGACUUGCGCAAUUGGGCCGUCGCGAGCGAGUUCUCAAGUUAGGCGAGAGUUUCGAGAAGCAUCCGCGCUACGCUUUCCACACUGUGCGCUAUGACUUCAAACCUGCUUCUAUUGACACUUCUUGUGAAGGCUAUCUGGAGGUUGGCAAAAGUGAACAAGUGACAAUAACCCUGCCAAAUAUAGAAGGUUCAACCACACCAGAAACUGUGUUUAAAGGUUCAAAGAAACCAUACUUAAAGGAAUGCAUUUUGAUUAUUAACCAUGAUACUGGAGAAUGUCGACUAGAAAAACUAAGCAGCAACAUCACUGUAAAAAAGACAAGGGUUGAAGGAAGCAGUAGAGUUCACCAUUCUGUGGACCAGCAGCAGCAACAACACAUGCGAAAUUCAAGUAGGGCUCCCAAUUUUGUAAAGCAUUCUCCAUCUGAAGACAAGAUGUCCCCAACAUCUCUAAUGGAUGAUAUUGAAAGAGAACUAAAGGCAGAAGCUAGUCUCAUGGACCAAAUGAGUAGCUGUGAUAGUUCAUCAGAUUCCACAAGUUCCUCGUCCUCAAGUAGUGAGGAUAGUUCCAGUGGGUCAGAGGAUGAAGAGGGCAGAUCUUCUAAUCCAGGGAAUUAUAUCUCAGAACAUCCUACCAUGUCUGCCAUACCACAGUACAGGACUUCUGAUACAGAUGCUGGUCAUAAUGGAUUUCAUGACAACAGUCGUCUUCUGAUGAAUACUUUGCGUAAUGAUUUGCAGCUGAGUGACUCAGGAAGUGAUAGUGAUGGCUGAAGAAAUAGUCACCUAUAAAUAUAACAUUUACAAGGCAUGUGUUUAUUUUGUAUUAAAUAAAAAUGCUUAAAAGUGAGGAAAAU